UUUCUCAGCAAUAAAUAUGGGCUAUAGGAAAAAUGUUUGUUGAUUUUGCACGCACUUUUAUUUUUCAAUUUGCAGAGAAAACAAUUUUUAUCAAAAUUUACAUUAUAAAAUGUUGAAUAAAUUAAUUAUAUUUGGAUUAUUAUCGAUGUCGAUAUUAAUAAAAGUGAAAUCAAAUUUAUUAGGAAUAGAAUACGCUCAAUUAAUUUCCUCUAUACAUAAUAUAUAUGACACAUCAUCCGUUCUCAUUAUUCAUAAUGAUAAUAUUGAAAACAUUGCAGCCCUUGGAUCGAUUUUUGAUAUAGUACAACAAUUGUCAAUUGAAGGGAUUCCAUCUCUAACGGCAAAAAUAACACAAUUAAUAGACGUACAAAAUUAUUAUAGAGGAAGUGUGAAACGAGAAUUAUAUGUUAUUUUUAUAAGAAAAUAUGAAACAAUGAAAGAAUAUGAAAAAAUAAUGAAUAAUAGUUUUACAUCGGGUCCAGUGUGGUUAAUUAUUUUUCGAUCGCUAAGUGGCGAAUAUAUUUUAAUUGAUUAUUGCAAAAAUCCUCGUGGAAAUCAAUUUAAUGUUGCAUUCAAUACAGAAAUGUUAAUAAAAUGUUACGACGAUCCAAUUAUUAGAGAAUGGUAUUCAGUGCAUAAAAAUGAAACAUCUACUUUUGAUCUAGCCCUUUGGGAACCUGACGAGGGAUUUCGAUUAUUUACAAAUAAAUCACUUUAUCAGAGAAGAAAUCAUAUUGGAGGAGUUACACUACGAAUGGUUACUAUAGAAGGAUCACCAUUAGUUGAAAAUCAUGAAUAUGAAAAAUUGGGAGGAUUUUUCGGUAAAAUAAUGGAAGAACUUUCACAAUCAAUGAGUUUUAAAAUGAAGAUUAUUAAAAAAGAAAAAUUAUAUGGAAAUUGGGAUGAAAAGAAACAAGAAUGGACUGGAAUUGUAAAGCAUCUUCAUGAGAAAAAUGUUGAUUUUGCCGUUACCGAUAUGAUUAUGUCAACACGAAGAUCAAAAGUUGUCGAUUUUACUAUUCCACUAAUUACAUCUCGUGCAAUUCUUUGUUUUAAGGAACCAAAUAUCACAAGUAUACAACAAUUAGGAUAUUUUAAAACUUUUAAUAAUCAAAUUUGGAGUAUCUUAGUGGUAAUUACAAUUGUAACAUCAAUUAUUUUAACGACAAUUAAAGCAAAAAUGAAACGAUUUAAAAAUUUACGAAUUUUAUUAUGUGAAAAUUAUUUAAAUGUUUGGCGAAUUUUCUGUCAACAGGGAUUAUUAGAAAUUCCAAAAAUAAUGUCAUUGCGAUUGAUUUAUUUUUCAAUUUUUAUAUCGGCAUUGAUAAUUUCUUCAGUUUAUUCCGCGACUUUAAUUAGUUAUUUAACAGUACCGUCCACUGUUCUCCCAUUUACAACACUUGAAGGUUUUGUAAAGGAUGGUAGCUAUAAAUUAAUAGUUUUAAAACAAAGUGUUCAUUACGAU
Molecule: messenger RNA, 1465 nt
Organism: Leptopilina boulardi
Lineage: Eukaryota; Metazoa; Arthropoda; Insecta; Hymenoptera; Figitidae
Product: glutamate receptor ionotropic, kainate 2-like
Exons: 5
Cellular component (GO): membrane
Molecular function (GO): glutamate-gated receptor activity
Source: RefSeq, a predicted model, not a curated record